AUGUCGGACCCAAGUUUCUGGACGGUCCUUUCCAACUUCACGCUGCCGCACCUGAGGAGCGGCACCCGGCUCCGCCGGACGCAGAGUUGUAGAACAAGCAACAGGAAGAGUUUGAUGGGAAAUGGCCAGACUACAGCCCUGCCUCGUCCUCAUUCACCGCUCUCAGCUCAUCCAGGAAACAGUCCUCAAGAUAGCCCUAGGAAUUUCUCUCCCAGUGCCUCAGCCCACUUUUCUUUUGCACGAAGGACUGAUGGCCGACGCUGGUCUUUGGCUUCUCUCCCUUCUUCUGGCUAUGGUACAAAUACACCCAGCUCAACUGUUUCUUCCUCCUGCUCAUCCCAAGAGAAGCUACACCAGUUACCAUACCAACCGACACCUGACGAACUACAUUUUUUGUCUAAACAUUUCUGUGCCACAGAGAGCAUUGCCAGUGAUAGCAGAUGUAGGACAACAGCAAUGCGCCCUCGGUCCCGAAGUCUCAGCCCUGGACGUUCUCCUUCAUGCUGUGACAAUGAAAUAAUUAUGAUGAACCAUGUCUACAAAGAAAGAUUCCCAAAGGCCACAGCUCAGAUGGAAGAGAGGCUUCAGGAAAUUAUAACAAAUCAUUCUCCGGAGAAUGUCCUUCCCCUGGCAGAUGGAGUGCUCAGUUUUACCCACCAUCAGAUCACAGAACUUGCUCGAGAUUGUUUGGAUAAAUCCCACCAGGGCCUCAUCACGUCACGAUACUUCCUUGAAUUACAGCAGAAACUAGACAAGUUGCUACAGGAGGCUCAAGAGCGAUCAGAGAGUAGAGAAAUGGCAUUUAUUAAGCAAUUUGUCCGAAAAAUCCUGAUAGUUAUUGCUCGUCCUGCUCGCUUACUUGAAUGCCUGGAAUUUGAUCCUGAAGAGUUUUAUUAUCUUUUGGAAGCAGCUGAAGGCCAUGCUAAAGAGGGGCAAGGCAUUAAAACAGAUAUCCCUCGCUAUAUUAUUAGCCAGCUGGGCUUAAAUAAAGAUCCUCUGGAAGAAAUAGCUCAACUAGCUAACUGCGACAGUGGGUCAGCAGAAACUCUGGAAGUGGAUGAAUCAGUAAAUAGUUCUAAUACCUCACUGAAGCUGCGAAGGAAACCUCAGGAAAGUGAUUUUGAAACAAUUAAACUGAUUAGUAAUGGAGCUUAUGGUGCGGUUUAUUUUGUGAGACACAAAGAAACCAGACAAAGAUUUGCCAUGAAGAAAAUUAAUAAGCAGAAUCUCAUCCUCCGAAACCAGAUCCAACAGGCCUUUGUAGAGCGUGAUAUCCUGACAUUUGCAGAAAAUCCGUUUGUUGUCAGCAUGUAUUGCUCCUUUGAAACAAGGCGUCAUUUAUGCAUGGUUAUGGAAUAUGUAGAAGGUGGAGACUGUGCUACUUUGCUCAAGAAUAUGGGUCCUUUACCUGUAGACAUGGCAAGGAUGUACUUUGCAGAGACGGUUCUGGCAUUGGAAUACCUUCAUAAUUAUGGAAUUGUACACAGAGAUUUGAAACCAGACAAUUUAUUGGUAACAUCCAUGGGCCAUAUAAAACUUACAGACUUUGGCCUGUCGAAGGUGGGGCUGAUGAGUUUGACUACCAAUCUCUAUGAGGGUCACAUUGAGAAGGAUGCCAGAGAAUUCCUUGACAAACAAGUCUGUGGUACACCUGAAUACAUAGCUCCUGAAGUGAUACUGAGACAGGGUUAUGGAAAACCAGUGGACUGGUGGGCUAUGGGAAUUAUCCUUUAUGAAUUUCUUGUUGGGUGUGUGCCAUUCUUUGGAGAUACACCAGAAGAGCUGUUUGGACAAGUAAUCAGUGAUGAAAUCAUCUGGCCUGAAAAGGAUGAAGCUCCACCUCCAGAUGCCCAGGAUCUGAUUACCCUGCUGCUCAGGCAGAAUCCUUUGGAAAGACUGGGAACAGGUGGUGCAUAUGAAGUAAAGCAGCAUAAAUUCUUCAGGAACCUUGACUGGAACGGUCUGUUGAGGCAGAAGGCAGAAUUUAUUCCACAAUUGGAGUCUGAAGAUGACACAAGUUAUUUUGACACUCGUUCUGAGAAAUACCACCACAUGGAGACUGAGGAAGAGGAUGACACCAAUGAUGAAGACUUUAAUCUGGAGAUAAGGCAAUUUUCCUCAUGUUCACACAGAUUUUCCAAAGUUUUUAGUAGCAUAGAUCGAGUCAUUCAAACACAAGGUGAAGAAAAGGAAGAUGCAGGAGAAAAAACAAAAAGUGUAACAUUGCCUUCUGUGGAAUCUUUAAGCUGGAGUUCAGAAUAUUCUGCAAUACAACAAGUAUGUGCAUCCCUCUCCUCUGACACUGAGAGUAGCAGGCAGCAGCACAGUUCUGGUUUGCUUCCGAAGUUGGCCAUAUCAGCUGAAGGAGAACAAGAUGAUUCCAGUGGCUUAGUGGGACUCCGGGAGGAACAGGAAAAGCCUGUGUUUGUGAAGGAGGAAGUAGUGCAAGAUGAACCUGAAGUAACCACUCCAGCAAGUACCAUCAGCAGCUCCACACUAUCAGUUGGCAGUUUUUCUGAGCACUUGGAUCAAAUAAAUGGAAGAACUGAGAGUGUGGACAGUACAGAUAACUCCUCAAAGCCACACAGUGAAGUUGCAUCUCACAUGGCUCGUCAGCGAUUAGAAAGCACGGAGAAAAAGAAAAUGUCUGGGAAAGUCACAAAGUCCCUUUCUGCAAGUGCGCUGUCCCUCAUGAUCCCAGGAGAUGUGUUUGGUGUGUCUCCUUUGGGAAGUCCUAUGUCUCCUCAUUCCCUAUCAUCUGAUCCAUCAUCCUCCCGAGAUUCAUCUCCCAGCCGUGAUUCAUCAAUUGCUGCUCCAAGUCCUCAUCAACCAAUAGUAAUUCAGAGUUCAGGAAAAAAAUAUGGCUUCACCAUCCGAGCAAUCAGAGUUUAUGUGGGCGACAGUGAUAUCUACACUGUGCACCAUAUUGUUUGGAAUGUGGAAGAAGGAGGUGCAGCUUACCAGGCGGGUUUAAAAGCUGGAGACCUGAUUACUCAUAUCAAUGGAGAGCCAGUGCAUGGUCUUGUUCAUACGGAAGUCAUUGAGUUGUUGUUAAAGAGUGGCAACAAAGUGUCAGUAACAACAACUCCUUUUGAAAACACAUCCAUCAAGACAGGACCUGCCAGGCGGAACAGCUACAGGAGCCGAAUGGUCAGACGCAGUAAGAAAACCAAGAAGAAGGAGGGUUUGGAGAGGAGAAGAUCGCUCUUUAAAAAGCUGGCCAAGCAACCUUCUCCUCUUCUUCACACCAGCAGAAGUUUCUCCUGCCUGAAUCGAUCACUCUCCUCAGGGGAGAGCUUGCCUGGAUCUCCAACCCACAGCUUAUCUCCUAGAUCACCUACCCCAAGCUACCGGUCUACUCCUGAGUUUCCAUCUGGUACUAACUCAUCACAGAGUAGCUCCCCUAGUUCAAGUGCUCCCAAUUCUCCAGCUGGCUCAGGACACGUAAGACCCAGUACUCUUCAUGGCUUGGGUCCAAAGCUUGGUGGGCAAAGAUACAGAUCAGGAAGACGCAAAUCAGCUGGCAGCAUUCCUCUCUCUCCUCUUGCACGGACCCCUUCUCCAACACCCCAGCCAACAUCCCCUCAGCGUUCUCCAUCACCACUGCUGGGACAUUCAAUUGGAAAUACAAAAAUAGCUCAGUCUUUUCCUAGCAAAAUGCACUCCCCUCCAACUAUUGUAAGGCAUAUUGUUAGACCAAAGAGUGCAGAGCCACCAAGAUCUCCACUGUUAAAGAGAGUCCAGUCUGAAGAGAAACUUGCACCCUCUUAUGGCAGUGAUAAGAAACAUUUAUGUUCACGAAAACACAGUCUGGAAGUGACCCAGGAAGAAGCGAAUAGAGAAUUGUCCCAAAGGGAAGUAACUCUUCAGAGCUUGGAGGAGAAUGUAUGUGAUGUGCCAUCACUCACACGAGUCAGGCCUGCAGAGCAGGGCUGCUUAAAACGACCUAUAAGCCGAAAAUUAGGUAGGCAAGAAUCCAUUGAUGAGCUGGACAGAGACAAACUGAAGGUCAAGAUAGUUAUGAAAAAGCAAGAUUUUGCUGAAAAAGCGAAUGCUGCUAUACAUGAACCUAGCAGUGAACCAGAAAAUCCCAAUACCUUAAGAUUGGAAGAAAGAGACAAAAAAGCAUUUCAGAAAGUUAUAGAAAGAUUGAAUCAGUUUGAAACAAAAACUGUUUCUUUGGAGACUCAGUCAGCUAGUGGCAUACUUAAGGACACUCUUCAAAAGAGUACAAACUUGAGAUUAAAUGAUGGUGUUACUUUAGAUGCACCGCUGUUUUCUCAUGGGCCUCUACCUAAUGAGCCCAGUCAUACUUCUUAUGACUUCAAAAUAAUUUCCCCACCAUGUACACUACAAGAUGUGCUGCCUCAGUCCACUGAUAGGACACUGAAUGGAAAGGGAGAAAACAUGGAUAAAAAUGUACCAACAAAAGAAUUUGUCAAAUUUGAAAGAUUAGACGGCAAACUUGCAAAUAUUGAUUAUCUUAGAAAGAAAAUGUCCAUUGAAGAAAAAGAUGACAUUGUCUGUCCAGUGCUAAAACCCAAAUUGACAUCAAAUGUUCAUGAAUGCCUUCAACUUAAUACAGGUAGGCCCAUGAACAUACAGCAGGAGCCCACUGCUGUAGCUGAUGGAAGAGCAUAUAUCAACAGUGCACAUGCUGCUCCAGUCAGCCCAGUUUCUUUUGUACCUCUCAAGACCUUGAAUGGCCGAGCAGACAUGAGUGUGGAAAAAUCAGCCCUUAUUUCCACUGAGACUCCUGUCAGAAAAAGUCCAUCAGAAUAUAAACUUGACGGAAGGUCUGUUUCCUGUUUGAAGCCAAUAGAAGGCACGCUAGACAUUGCCUUACUUUCUGGGCCACAAGCUUCAAAGACUGAACUGUCGUUGUGCGUGCUGCCAGAAGGACAGAGCACCAGCAGUGAUGGGGCAUCUUCUAAACUCCCAGCACCACAAGGGAGUGGUGGGAAGGCAGAACUGGCCUGUCAGAAAGAGCAGUUGUUAAGCUCUUCAAAAUCUGGCAAAAUCACUGUAUUAGAGGCUCAAGCUCUGCAAACAAGCAAGAGUUCUCCAAGCUCACCAGUCAUCCCUGUGGUUGCAGAAGAAGUGACAGAGAAAAAGGUUUCUAAUCCAGCUACCAAAGGCAAUAUUUGUGUUACUGAAGCUGUUCAAAAGGAAGACACCUCCCCUUACAAACAGAAGGACAAUUCAGUGGAGGCAAAGUCUUGUGUUACUCAGAGUGUUAAAACUACUCAAGCAUACCCAAAACUUUCCACUGUCCAAAGCACUCCUGAAAAAUCUUUAGGAAAAGAAAAACAAGUACAAAAGGAGUUGCCUGCCAAAGAGCCAGUAACACAGAGAAGUUGCGAGCCUAUCCCUGCAAAGGUGGAGCUGAUCAGGGAGUCAUCUCCGAAGGUCUCAGAUGUCCUGGUAACAAGCUACUCCAAAAGCAAUGAAAAAAAUGCUGAUUUUGCUGUUCCACCUCAAAUGCAAGGAAAAAUGCAGGCAGCUGGCCCCAAAGCACAACCUAAGGAGAGCAGAGAAUCACUGAAGCAGCUAGGCAAAGAUGACAGUAAUGUUGCUACUAGUUUUAUGCAAAAGGACAUAACCAAGCAGAAAGUUUUCAGCGAGUCUAAGACAGUUACCACAGAGUCGAAGAGUGAAGGUCUUCCAUUCAAACGGCCAAUGCAACCAUCCAUAGAUUGUUAUCCUAAAAAUGAGAACUCUGCACUGCCUUCCUCUGUGCAGAAGGAAAAUGCUAAAGAUUUAGGAAAGAAAGAUCAGAAACAGUUCACUGAUAUAAAGCUUCAGACUACUGAGAGACAGCAGUCCAGCCAAGUUUCUCGGCAGCAACUUAGUGCUUCAGGCUCCUCUGCUGUGAGAGAUAUCUUAAGCAAAACCUGUGCUGUAGAUGUUCACUCAGGUGUUCAAGAACAUGUGAAGCCUGCUGCCCCCUAUGUAGAAAGCAGCAGUAACAAACAAAGGCAAGUCUCUGAUUUGAGUACGUCUAAGUCUAAGUAUUUGGAUAAACAGACAUUGUCACAAAAACCAUGCACUCCAGCUGUGAAAGAAAAAGAAACUAUUAAUCAGCUAUCUACCAGCUCCCGGAAAGAUGGGAAACAUGCCAGUAAAAAUGUAUUAGAUCCCUUUUCUUCUGCUUCAGGCUCUUUGAAAAAAACGCACACUGAACAGGUGCAGGCUGAAAGGCCUGUGAGUUUGGAGCAUGGCUCAGUAACCACCAUCCAAAUGAGCAGCAUCACUUCUGAUACCAAACUCAAAUCCUCCACUGUAGGCCCAGUACUGGCAGGCCCAGAGAAUUCCAAGCAGCUUCAGAGGCAAGAACCAGCAGGCCUGGGGGAGUCUGCUAAUCAAAAACAACUUCACCUCAGUGAAAAACAAACUAUGUCUCCAAAGUUUUCCACUGUGAAAGACUGUCUCUUGCUAAGCAAACAGGCAGACAGAAGUCCUAAUAACGAGAUGACCUCUGCAGACAAGAGACCCGAAGGAAAAAUCUGCACUGACGCACUUUAUGUUCAGCUUGACAGUGGAAAAGUAGAGCCUACCCUUUGCCUUGCAAGCUGCGAUGCCAGAGGGAAAGGAGCAGAAAAAUCGACCACAAGUAGCAAAAGCUCUCAAGAUUCAAAAGGGAAAGGACAAGUUAUUCAAAAACAGCCAGAGGAUGCAAACAAGCAGAUUGCAAUAAAACAAUUGUCGGCUGCCGGUGGGCAGAGUUCUUCUGUGGCUGCAACACCAGGAAAGCCGUUGACUUGUUCAGCCAGUAUCUCUGAAUGUAGACAAGAAGUAUCUGGUUUGUCUUCAUUGAAGAGUGAUGCAUCUGCAGCAAAGGUUAAAGCAGGCUCACCUGAGCUUCCUGCAACCUGCAAGGAACUAAAUAAGAAAACCACCUCUUCCGCAGGGAGCACUAAGGCAGAAAUGACUACGAGUGUUUCACUGAUGGCCUUGCACAGUACUGCUGUUGUGGUAGAAGCCCAUUACCCUGCUUCAAACCUUGGUGGGAAACCUGGAAGUCAAGAAAAGUCUUUUUUUAACACUGUGGAUGCAAAGGGAAAAGAUGCCAUUCAGGCUCAGCAGUCUGCUUCAAGAAAACAGAAUGUAGGCAAAGAUCUGUCCAGGUCAGCAAUCACACCAGACCGCCCUAACGCGCUUUUUGAUGACAAAGACUCAGUGCGGCAGCGGCGGGGAAAGGAAGCUUCACGGAGCAGCCCUCACAAAAAAUCCAGUUAA
Messenger RNA from Chaetura pelagica (chimney swift), 7239 nucleotides. RefSeq names its product microtubule associated serine/threonine kinase family member 4 (gene MAST4). Lineage: Eukaryota; Metazoa; Chordata; Aves; Apodiformes; Apodidae. Gene Ontology annotation, molecular function: protein serine/threonine kinase activity; magnesium ion binding; ATP binding. The transcript is spliced from 26 exons. Bases 1 to 7239 code for a protein of 2412 amino acids. Gene Ontology annotation, biological process: intracellular signal transduction; peptidyl-serine phosphorylation. The record is from RefSeq and is a predicted model, not a curated record.